Eutrema salsugineum is the source of this 1667-nucleotide messenger RNA. RefSeq names its product beta-glucosidase 3. The coding region runs from base 42 to 1547 and encodes 501 amino acids. Gene Ontology annotation, molecular function: beta-glucosidase activity. Gene Ontology annotation, biological process: carbohydrate metabolic process. The transcript is spliced from 13 exons. The record is from RefSeq and is a predicted model, not a curated record. Lineage: Eukaryota; Viridiplantae; Streptophyta; Magnoliopsida; Brassicales; Brassicaceae.
ACCACGAGCCAUGGCACCAACAGAGAGACAGAGAUUGAGAAAUGGGUCAGAUUUUGUUUCUGACUAUCAUUUUUUUGGCUCUAUCUUCUUCUGUCAGAUGCAACCAUGUUUACAGCAAGAAAGAUUUCCCCAAGGGCUUCGUUUUUGGUUCCAGCACUUCUGCUUAUCAGUGGGAAGGAGCUGUUGAUGAAGACGGAAGAAAACCAAGCAUAUGGGACACUUACCUUCACACUCGUAACGUAGCUAAUGGAGACAUAGCAGCUGAUGGUUAUCACAAGUACAAGGAAGAUGUGCAGCUGAUGGUAGAAACUGGCUUAGAUGCCUUCAGAUUCUCCAUCUCUUGGUCUAGGCUUAUACCAAACAGAAGUGGUCAGGUUAACCUAAAGGGUCUGCAAUUCUACAAGAACUUAAUCCAAGAACUUGUAAGCCAUGGGAUUGAACCACAUGUUACACUGUAUCAUUACGAUCAUCCUCAGUAUCUUGAAGAUGAAUAUGGAGGAUGGAUCAACCGGAGAAUGAUCGAAGACUUUACUGCUUACGCAGAUAUUUGCUUUAGAGAGUUUGGGAACUAUGUAAAAUCGUGGACCACGAUAAACGAGGCUAACAUAUUCACUGUUGGGGGUUACAACGAUGGGAAUUCACCGCCUGGUCGCUGCUCCCAAUCACGAGGAAACUGCUCCUUAGGGAACUCUUCGACUGAACCAUAUAUCGUAGGCCAUAACUUGCUGCUUGCACACGCCUCUGUUUCAAGACUAUAUAAGCAAAAGUACAAGGAUAUACAAGGAGGUUCCGUAGGAUUAAGCCUAUUUACUAUAGGGUUUAAACCUUGUACAAGCUCCAAGAAUGAUGGAAUCGCACUUCAAAGAGCCAGAGAUUUCUUCAUGGGCUGGAUGCUUGAGCCUCUUGUAUUCGGAGACUAUCCUGAUGAGAUGAAAAGAACAGUUGGAUCAAGACUGCCAGUUUUCUCAGAGGAAGAAUCAGAACAAGUUAAAGGCUCCUCUGACUUCGUAGGAGUUAUUCACUAUCUUUCUGCUACUGUCAAAUCCGAGCCUUCUUCUCUUUCAGGAACCGCCCCAAAUUUCUUCUCAGACAUGGACGUGUCUAUCACAUUCUUUGGGAAUGUUACAACUUUCGAGUAUGCUGUUGAGCCAUGGGCUAUGGAAAAUGUCCUAGAGUAUAUUAAGCAGAGUUAUGGCAAUCCUCCUGUCUACGUUCUUGAGAAUGGUAUGCCGAUAAAGCAAGAUUUGCAGGACACACCAAGGAUUGAGUUCUUGCAUGCUUACAUUGGUGCUGUGCUCAAAUCCGUUAGGAAUGGAUCAAACACGAGAGGCUACUUCGUAUGGUCUUUCAUGGAUUUAUACGAAUUACUGAGCGGAUACGAGUUUAGUUAUGGAUUGUACUCUGUGAAUUUUAGCGAUCCUCAUCGCAAGAGAUCUCCAAAACUCUCUGCUCAUUGGUACUCUGCUUUUCUCAAGGACAACACCACCUUUCUUCGUUCCCAAGGCAUCUUGCAGUUGCAGCAGAGCAACUUUUCUUCUUCCUCCUAGUAAUGUUGUUGCAUUGAUAUGUUCUUAUGAAUCCGGUUCGCUUUUUUUUUAAAACGUCAAAUCCGGUUGGGUUACUGAAUAAAUAAAUCUCGCAUAAUGAAGCAUGCGCGUUUGAAAACA